Messenger RNA from Colletotrichum scovillei, 1703 nucleotides. RefSeq names its product acetyl-CoA acetyltransferase. Gene Ontology annotation, biological process: fatty acid beta-oxidation. NCBI's taxonomy places the organism in Eukaryota, Fungi, Ascomycota, Sordariomycetes, Glomerellales, Glomerellaceae. Bases 151 to 1434 code for a protein of 427 amino acids. The record is from RefSeq and is a predicted model, not a curated record. The transcript has 3 exons. Gene Ontology annotation, molecular function: acetyl-CoA C-acetyltransferase activity.
CGCUUCAUCCCUCUCGAAGUAAACUGUCAAGCCACCAUCCUAUCUUUUUUUCCCUUGCUCCUUUUUCCCUCUGCAAGAUCGUCUCAAGUCGCCAUUACUUUGUGCAUUUCUGCUGCGAAAUACCGGAUACCAUUUGUAGCAUAUUCCACCAUGUUUAUCAGACAAUCAUCGAGGCUUCCUAGCCAAUUGGCUAGGCAAGCGGCUUCCCGUCAGUUCUCCACGCGAGCUGCGCUUCGGCAAGAGAUUCGGGACGCAUACAUUAUCAGUGCCUCGAGAACACCGACAGCGAAGUUCAAUGGCUCAUUCACGAGUGUAACUGCGCCGCAGCUGGGCGCCGUCGCUAUCAAGUCCGCAAUCGAAAAGUCCAAAGUCCCCGUCGACAAGAUCACCGAUGUGUACAUGGGUAAUGUCCUGCAAGGAUCUGUUGGGCAGGCGCCGGCUCGCCAGGCUCUGAUCUUUGCCGGCCUCCCGUCUAGUGUGGAAGCGAUCACCAUCAACAAGGUCUGCGCAUCCGGCAUGAAAGCCGUCGUUUUUGCCGCACAAAACAUCCAGCUCGGUCUGUCGGAGGCGCAGGUUGCUGGUGGCAUGGAGAACAUGACGAGGGUGCCUUACUACGUGCCCCGCGCUUCUAGCCUGCCGCCAUUCGGGCAUGUCCAGAUGGAGGACGGCCUGAUCAAGGACGGGUUGACUGACGUCUACGACAAAUUCCACAUGGGCAACUGCGCCGAGAACACGGCUAAGAAGUACGAGAUUUCUCGCGAGAUGCAAGACGAGUACGCUAUCGAGUCCUACAAGCGCGCUCAGGCUGCGUGGAAAGCCAACGCCUUUGCCGAGGAGAUCGCUCCUGUUACUGUUCGCGGAAGGAAGGGCGACACAGUCAUUGAGUCUGAUGAGGGAUACCUCGACGUCAAGUUCGACAGGGUACCUACUCUGAAGCCGGCCUUUGUGCGCGACGGUACCGGCACUGUCACUGCUGCCAACUCCUCCACGCUGAAUGACGGUGCCAGUGCACUUGUUUUGGGCAGCAAGGAGAUUGCGCAAAAAUACGGUUCCGGUUCUCGAGUGCUGGCAAAGAUCUGCGGCUCGGCCGACGCCGCGGUUGAUCCUAUCGACUUCCCCAUCGCUCCAGCCAAGGCAGUACCCAUUGCACUUGAGAGAGCGGGUAUCACCAAAGACCAAGUCGCCGUAUGGGAGUUCAACGAAGCUUUUGCCGCUGUCAUUAAGGCAAAUGAAAAGAUUCUCGGAUUGGAGGGUGCUCGAGUUAACCCUCUCGGCGGAGCGAUCUCCCUCGGCCACGCCCUGGGUAGCUCCGGAUCACGAAUUAUCGUCACUCUGCUGCACCAGCUGAAGCCUGGCGAAUACGGUGUUGCAGCCAUCUGCAACGGAGGCGGCGCGGCCACGGCGAUCGUCGUGCAGCGUGUCGAGUCCGUGUAAUUGGCCAUGUGUCCGUCGUCGCGGGUAGGCUUCCUGGCAGCGUCUAGGCCGGGUGGAAAAGGGAAGUGGCAUGCACAAGAUGCUUAGCUUCAUGCGCGACUUGGAAGCUACUUUCCGCCCAGGUUAGGAUAAUCAAAGCGGAUUCGGCGCGUCAUAUGAGAAGGCGUAAAUUGUGAAAAGUUGAAUUCAAAUGGAAGAGCAGACUGUGCUCGGAUGCUUUUGGAAAUGCGAUAUCCCAUGUAGAAAACUUGACGAAGAUCAUCCGUAAA